AUGAGGCUGUUGCUAAUCUGCAGCUGCGUCUUAUUUAUUUUGAUCAACUCUGCUUUCGCUAUAUCAUUCAGUGCUGGUGAUGAAAGUGAUUUUAGUGAAACUUAUAGGUUAUUGAAAGGUAUAGAAAACGACGAACUCUUGAGUACGUUUGAAAGGAAAUUGUACAAACUUUUGAAGAUUUUGCAGCUAUCUCCAGAUAGGGAGCAUAAUGUGACACUUGAGGAAUUUAUUGAAGUAAGCCUCACGGGAUCUGAUAAAACUAAGCAGAACAAGAUAUCCCAACCUGCCUCAGACUAUUUCUGGAAUAAAAACUUACUAUCAGAGGAGAUAGGUGAAAUUAUAAGACUAAAAGAGUUGUCGGAAACAAAAUACUUCGAUAAAUACAUAUAUUGGGGUAGUAAUAAGAUGAUAGCAUACCAGCUAUGGCUAUUCGAUUCCGAGAAACAGGAUAUUCUCACCAGUGCAAGGAACAUCAGAAGUUCCCUUCAUGCGCAGGUCGUAAGUCUUGAGUUAACACGACUGUACAGCAAGACAGAGCUGAAAAAGCUUUUGCACCACUUGAGGUCAGCUAACUACGACUUAAAUGAAACGAGGAAAACGCUUCUAGUAAAAGAUAGAGCAUCUGUUGACCAGGUUAUUAAAAGGGAAAAAGUGGAAGGAAAUAUCAAAUACAUUCAAGAUGGGUCGCUUCAUCUCGUACAAGCAAUUGGUGCCUUAACGAUAUGCAUUGUCAGUCAUAUGCAUAUUUGUGUUGCAAUCUUUACAGUACUACUACCAUUACAAUUUAUUUUGUGGAUGCUCAUGGUGAUCAGCGAAUGCUUUUGA
Molecule: messenger RNA, 825 nt
Organism: Kazachstania africana CBS 2517
Lineage: Eukaryota; Fungi; Ascomycota; Saccharomycetes; Saccharomycetales; Saccharomycetaceae
Exons: 1
Coding region: 1-825 (274 amino acids)
Source: RefSeq, a predicted model, not a curated record